Molecule: messenger RNA, 2994 nt
Organism: Cicer arietinum (chickpea)
Lineage: Eukaryota; Viridiplantae; Streptophyta; Magnoliopsida; Fabales; Fabaceae
Product: probable xyloglucan glycosyltransferase 6
Cellular component (GO): Golgi apparatus
Molecular function (GO): glycosyltransferase activity
Source: RefSeq, a predicted model, not a curated record
CAAGUAACACUAAAACAAGGUAGGGCAGUCUUAAUUGAAGUGAAGUCACAUGAACCUCCUCACUCUUGUCUCCUACUUACUCACUCACCCAAUCUCCCAUCUACCACUGUCAUUCUUUAACCCCUCCAAUUCUUCCACGCGCCACCGUCCUCUUUAACAAACCAAAGCAGCGCGUGUCUUUCAACUUCCAUAACAGAAACCCAAAACAAGAAACAUAACAACCUAAAAACUUGCUUCAACCUUUCCAAAUUUAGUACACUUCCCUUCCCCUUUGGAUCGCACCAAAAAAAAACCAAAAAAAAAAUUUGAAAAAAAAAAACACCAAAGAUCUCUCUCUUUCUCUCACUUUGUUCAUAGCUUUGGAUAUUUGCUUCAUUCUUCAUAUUUUUGGUUUCUAUAUGUCUCGUGCACCAAACUAUGAAUUUCAGGAAUGGUGGAAUAAACAAAGAGAAAAGGAAAAUCUCGAUCUCUUCGAAGAGAAAAUUGAACAGUCGUCUUCUCCUUUUAUCGCCGUAGAUGUCGCCGGAAACGGCGGCGGUGGAGGAAGCAGCAACGUCCGUUCGAAUCCGUCGGUGAAAAAGGAACGUACACGGAGUGCGCGACAGUUAUCAUGGGUUUGUUUAUUGAAAUUCCAACAAAUCGCCGCAACCGUUGGAUUCUUAUCCAAUGGUUUACUCUACCUUGUAAGAACGGCGAACCGUCGAAUCAUUUCGCGUGAUUCGCCAGCUGAUUCGUCUUCUUCGAGGCUUUAUAGAGCGAUCAGGGUGUUUUUGAUUGUUGUGAUUGCUUUGUUAGGGUUUGAGUUGGUUGCUUAUUUUAAAGGCUGGCAUUUCCGGCCGCCGUCGGUGGGGUCGGCCGAUGUGUUGGGAUUGGUUGGGGAGUUUUACGCGCGGUGGAUUGAUAUUCGGGCGAAUUAUUUGGCGCCGCCGUUGCAGAGUUUGACGAAUAUGUGCAUUGUUUUGUUCAUUGUGCAGUCGGUGGAUAGGAUUGUUUUGAUCUUGGGGUGUUUUUGGAUCAAGUUUAGGAGGAUUAGGCCUGUUGCUUCUGUGGAUUAUGAUGGGAAUGUUGAGAGUGUUGAGGAUUAUCCUAUGGUUUUGGUUCAGAUUCCUAUGUGCAAUGAGAGGGAGGUUUACCAUCAAUCCAUUGCAGCAGUUAGUAUCCUCGAUUGGCCAAAGGAGAGAAUGCUUGUACAAGUUCUUGAUGAUUCUGAUGAAGCAGAUAUUCAACAGCUCAUCAAGGCAGAAGUGCAUAAAUGGCAACAAAGGGGUGUUCGGAUUAUAUACCGACAUAGGCUUAUACGUACAGGAUACAAGGCAGGGAAUCUUAAAUCUGCAAUGGGUUGUGAUUAUGUCAAGGAUUAUGAGUAUGUGGCAAUAUUUGAUGCUGAUUUCCAGCCAACGCCAGAUUUCUUAAAGAAGACAAUACCUUAUUUCAAGGGAAAGGAUGAUUUGGCAUUAGUCCAGGCAAGAUGGUCAUUUGUAAACAAGGAUGAGAACUUGCUUACAAGAUUACAAAAUAUUAAUUUAUCUUUCCACUUUGAGGUUGAACAGCAAGUGAACGGCAUCUUCCUUAACUUCUUUGGUUUCAAUGGAACUGCUGGUGUCUGGAGAAUAAAAGCCCUUGAGGAGAGUGGUGGCUGGUUAGAGCGAACAACUGUUGAGGACAUGGACAUCGCUGUUCGUGCUCAUCUCUGUGGAUGGAAGUUUAUAUUUCUCAAUGAUGUUAAGUGCCUCUGUGAGCUUCCAGAGACAUAUGAGGCGUAUAAAAAACAACAGCACCGCUGGCAUUCUGGCCCAAUGCAAUUGUUUCGAUUGUGUUUUGUUGAUGUACUUCGUUCAAAGGUUAGUUGGGCAAAGAAGGCCAAUUUGAUAUUUCUUUUCUUCCUCCUGAGGAAGCUUAUUCUGCCAUUUUAUUCGUUCACCCUCUUCUGCAUCAUUCUUCCAUUGACCAUGUUCCUUCCAGAAGCUGAGCUCCCAGCCUGGGUUGUUUGUUACAUUCCUGGAGUAAUGUCUAUCCUAGGUGUUCUUCCAGCGCCGCGAUCAUUUCCAUUUAUAGUGCCUUAUCUUCUAUUUGAGAACACUAUGUCAGUAACUAAAUUUAAUGCCAUGAUAUCUGGAUUAUUUCGCUUCGGAAGUUCUUACGAGUGGGUGGUAACAAAAAAAUUGGGUAGAUCAUCAGAGACAGAUUUGGUUGCCUACGAAAAGGAAUCUGAACCUCUAAUGCGAUCCAAUAGUCUUCAUAGAUCUUCCUCAGAUUCAGGCAUUGAAGAACUAAGCAAACUAGAACUGUCAAAGUUAGCUCCAAAGACCAAGAAAAAUCGUCUCUACAGAAAAGAACUUGCUCUUGCAUUUAUUUUGUUAACUGCCUCGGUUAGAAGCUUAUUAUCUGCUCAAGGAAUUCACUUCUACUUCCUAUUAUUUCAAGGGAUAAGUUUUCUAGUUGUUGGUCUUGAUUUAAUUGGAGAGCAGGUUAGUUGAGCUCCAGCUUUUAGUGGAUGCAAAACCUCCUCUCAGAUCCUUAUUGAUUCAAAUAUAAAAUGUCACAUUGGGCAAAACCUUAACUUAUCACAGAACAUAUUGAUUUGAGCCUCUGAGCUGUUCAGUGGUUUUGGGCUCCCAAUUUAAAUCAAAUCAAGUUCUGCUUGGCACCAAACUUGCAGUUCUGUUUGUUGUUUGGUUUAAAGAUCACUACUGCCUUCAUUGUUGUUGCCAAGUUAAGCAAAAGUUGUUUCAGUUCUGAAUGGCAAAAUGUGUUAUGACACUUGGAGAAAAGGGGUUGACAUUUGUGACCUUUAUUACCAAUAUAUAAAGUUGCUUGCCUGCCUGAAUUGAAAAGGUCGAAACUGUUAUAUUAUUACAUCAUUUGUUAUUCUUUUUCAAUAUUGACAAGGACAAACUGUACAAUCACAUAAGUUACAUUGUGUUGUUGCUUAAAUUGUAUUUGUUAUUAUCAAGAAACUGAGAUUUCUGGUACAACCCGUAGCAUAUGUUUUCA